Messenger RNA from Cydia fagiglandana, 1056 nucleotides. RefSeq names its product pre-mRNA-splicing factor Syf2. The record is from RefSeq and is a predicted model, not a curated record. Gene Ontology annotation, cellular component: catalytic step 2 spliceosome; Prp19 complex; post-mRNA release spliceosomal complex. Bases 93 to 803 code for a protein of 236 amino acids. The transcript has a single exon. NCBI's taxonomy places the organism in Eukaryota, Metazoa, Arthropoda, Insecta, Lepidoptera, Tortricidae.
CAAACUUCUUGUCGAGCUUGGCUUGUUUAUUUGCGUGGUUUUUUAAAGAUUUCUACAAAUUUAAAUCUAUUUUGCGAGAUAUAUAAUCAGAAAUGAGUGAAAAAGAAUCUGCGGGACCUUCUGCAUCAGGCAAGGAAAUGACAUUCGCAGAGAAACAAGCAGAACGCAUGAAAAGACUGCGCACUCUGCACUCCGCCAGAAAUGAGGCUAGAACACAUAAUCACCAGGAAGUCGUGGCAGAAGAGACUAGAAACAAGCUGCCCGCGAAUUAUGAGGCCAAGCGACGCCAGGCGGAGUGGCUCGUCGACGACCAGAAGAAACGGGACGAAGCGGUGUCAGAAGGCAAAGAUUACGACAGAGUGAAAUUGCUGAAUAUCUCCGCAGUUGAAGCGGAGCGUUUAGAGCGUAAAAAGAAAAAGAAAAAUCCAGACCAAGGGUUCUCUACAUAUGAGCAAGCGACAGUUAGGCAGUACAACAGAUUAGUUAAAAACAUGCCAACAGCAGAUAUGGAGCAAUACGAGAAACAGAAACAAAAGUACGGCGAUGCGUUCUACGGCGGUCCUAACGUGAUCAUCCACGGCAUGCACCAGGACCGGAAGGAAGCUGUCGACAAGAUGGUGAACGACUUGGAAGGCCAGAUCGCCAAGCGCGCGAAAUAUUCGCGCAGACGUAUUCAUAACGACGACGCGGACAUUGACUACAUUAACGAGAGAAACGCCAAGUUCAAUAAGAAGCUCGAGAGGUUCUAUGGAGAGCACACGGCUGAGAUUAAACAGAAUUUGGAGCGUGGUACUGCCAUUUAAGUUAGUUGGAUUAUCAUUCGCCCCUUGUCCCAUUAACUUGGGGUCGGCACAGCAUUUCUUUUUCUUCCACACCUCUCUGUCGCCCGUUAUCUCAUCAUCACUCACGUUCGUUUAAUAUCAUCUCUCACACAGUCCAUCUACCUUUUCCUCGGUUUUCCUUUCCUCGUACUUCCCUCCACAUUUAUUUGUAAUUAAGUUAGAUAAGAUUUGUAAAUAGUCAAUAAAUAUAUUGUAUCUAAAUGUUCUUAUAAAA